Guyanagaster necrorhizus is the source of this 1669-nucleotide messenger RNA. RefSeq names its product S-adenosyl-L-methionine-dependent methyltransferase. Gene Ontology annotation, molecular function: O-methyltransferase activity. The record is from RefSeq and is a predicted model, not a curated record. Bases 148 to 1548 code for a protein of 466 amino acids. Lineage: Eukaryota; Fungi; Basidiomycota; Agaricomycetes; Agaricales; Physalacriaceae. The transcript is spliced from 11 exons.
GGCGCGGGUACAAUCAUCCAAAAUUAUCUUCGAGGGUUCUGCUUUGGAAAUCUUUAAGCAUAAAUGUCGACUUGGCUGAAGAGCGGCCUACUAUAAAGCCAUAAAUGUCGUCUCGACUGAACAGCAGCCCACUACAAAGCCAUUCCGAUGGACAUAUCUGAACUUGACGCACUACAAACCAGUUUGAACGGCGCUCUGAAUGCGUUCCGAGAGGAACUGACGAAGGCAAAGCUGCCAGAGCUAUCGACGUUCAGUCUUGAACCCCAUCCAUUGGAUUCUCCGGAGUACUUACCCUCCCCGCGCUUAUAUGAAGCUCGAAGACUAGCACUAGCAUGCGUUGGUCAACUCAAAACGCUUCUGCAGUCUCCGUACGAGAAAGUAGUUGAACAUACUCUGGCUCCUUAUGACGCAGUAUGUUUGGACAUAGUUCUUAGAACUGGCGUUAUCGACAAGCUCUCGGAAGAAGCCUACAGAACCACCGGAUUACAUGUGGAACAGCUCCACCGAUUUUUGGACCUUGAUCCGUUCAAGCUGACGGCAAUUCUCCGGUAUCUUGCUGCGGAAGGAUGGCUACAUGAAAAGAAUGAAGGAGUAUACGCACUCAAUCGUCCUGCGUUGGAAUUGUGCCUAGGGAAAAAUGGGCGAAAGUGGGCGCUUACGCGGGGGAAGGCAAAAAUUGCAAAUUCGCUACUUGAUGCUAUCACCAAACCUGAAUGGAAAUACUCAACCUCGCCACUGGAGACAGCUUUCCAGCUCUCCCAUCACACUCCGCUUUCCCUCUUCGACUACCUCAAAGCUAACCCUGCUGAACUUGAACAAUGGGCGAAUUCAGUGCGGACCUAUGGAGAUGCUGCCGCAUCGGCUCUGCUGGUUGAUUUUCCUUGGAAAAGUCUGAAUAGCCAAACCAUCGUUGAUUGCGGAGGAGGUCAAGGAUAUCUUACCAUCUCCCUGGCAAAGAUUCUCGAAGAUGUCGCAUUUGUUAUUCAAGACCUACCCGAAGUCAUUCCCAUAACCAGAGUCAACGUUAACCGGGAAAGUCCAGCGGCGGCCCAACAGGGACGCAUCGUCGUUGAAGCGCACGAUUUCAAGACACCGCAGGUGCGACGAUCUGGAAAGACGACCUAUGUGUUUCGACUGGUUCUACAUGACUGGACAGAUCAAGACUGUACUGCGAUCCUCAGAAACAUAACGGCCAUUCAUGGGACUGUCAAAGUCAUCAUCAUCGAGCAUGUAGCUCUACCUUGCACCAUAUCCUCUACUCCACAGGAACAAUGCGACGAGAGCCUCAGAAUGCUUAUUGACGCUGAGAAGUACGCAACAGCUUCCCCUCCACGCUAUGUGCCCUUGAAUUUCGGUGUUUGCGCGAAAAUGAACCUCGGCCUUGGCGUCCAUCUCCUUGGAGUAUACAAUGCCCGUGAACGGUCUUUGCGUGAAUGGGACAGUAUAAUUAGAAAUGCGGGACUGAGGAUCACUUUAGUGUGCCCGCUCCGAGCCAAGUUGUCCGUCAUUGAAUGCGACGUUGUAGCUGUGGAUGGAGAGUCCGACUAGCACUGAAUGGCAUGCUUAAGUACCAAGACUUUUGAAGAUAUAGUUACGGUUCGCAACUCGAAAAUUAACGUAGAAAGAAUCUAUUUCGAGUCUCGACGUUGAUCUGAGUGAGGAAGGUGUU